AUGACUCAUCGAGCACGUUUAUUACUAGGUGCUUAUCAUCAAGAAUUACCAUUAAAAUCUUCUAUUGAAAAUCAAAAAUAUAUAAUUGAAAUGAAGUCUGCGCCCUACAUCUGUUAUGGAAACUGUUUAUAUGUUGAAUCAAAAAUAAGUAAUGUAACAGGAAUUUCAGGAGUUAAUAAUAAAAAUUCUGUUAUAGAAUAUAAAUCGUUCUGUUACGCCGUUAAUUCUGUAUUCAUGCCUAAUUUUCCGAUUUUAUUAAGACACGAAGGCAAAUGGGUUCGAAUUCAACCACACCAUUUAAAAGAUAUGACAUUUAGAUUAGUUGAUUUUCAAGGCGAACCAAUUGAAAUUAAAGCUCCUGUUCAAAUGACUAUAGAAGUUGAUUUUUGGUCUAAUAUAAGAGCUAAUGGACUAGAUGAUGAACCAGGGAGCCGCUACGCGACGGGGCUUCGCCCUUAA
Molecule: messenger RNA, 459 nt
Organism: Trichomonas vaginalis G3
Lineage: Eukaryota; Parabasalia; Trichomonadida; Trichomonadidae
Exons: 1
Coding region: 1-459 (152 amino acids)
Source: RefSeq, a predicted model, not a curated record